AUGGCUGUUACGAGACGGGCGCGCAACGGCGGCGACGCCAGCGCCAACGCCAACACCAACGCGGGCGCCGGCGCCGGCGCUGGAACGUGGAGGGACGAAAAUGAAACGAGUGGUGCCUUGCCCUGUACCGUGUCGGCUAUUCAAAGUACUGCAGGCUCUGGGUUCCGGUUGGGAGAGGCGACGAAAUCAAGGGCGGUAUAUUUAAAACGCAUUUCUCGGUGUCGUCUUUAUUUAUCAUUAUCAAAGGUCAGCCGCAGUUUUCUUGCCGACACAGGAGCAGGCGACUCACGAGACGUUCUUGACUCGGAAAUCGACAUAAAGAAACUCUCGCCCGACCGACCUGUCAUUGCCAAGCUUUCGUUUGGCAGUUUGUCUAUUGCGGCGAGCUGGGAUUCCGCAACAGCCGGCUAUUCACUUCAUCCCAUCGUCAUUAGUCGGUAA
This is a messenger RNA of Colletotrichum destructivum, 441 nucleotides long. RefSeq lists its product as uncharacterized. Bases 1 to 441 code for a protein of 146 amino acids. Lineage: Eukaryota; Fungi; Ascomycota; Sordariomycetes; Glomerellales; Glomerellaceae. The transcript has 3 exons. The record is from RefSeq and is a predicted model, not a curated record.